AGCCCCCAGGCAGCCGGCAAUCGCAGCCUCCUUCCCCCCGAGCGGAGCUGCGGGGCCGGCCGGGCCGGGGCGGACCCCGGGAGCCCGGACGCGGCCGCCCGGGCCCGCGGGCGGGGGGAUCGGUGGGGGCACCGGCGUCAGGGGCAGUCACCAUGGAGUUCCGCCAGGAAGAGUUUCGGAAGCUAGCGGGUCGCGCCCUCGGGAAGCUGCACCGCCUUCUGGAGAAGCGACAGGAAGGUGCCGAGACACUGGAGCUGAGUGCUGAUGGGCGCCCGGUGACAACGCAGACCCGGGACCCUCCGGUUGUGGACUGCACCUGUUUUGGCCUCCCUCGCCGCUACAUUAUCGCCAUCAUGAGCGGUCUGGGCUUUUGCAUCAGCUUUGGCAUCCGCUGCAACCUGGGCGUGGCCAUCGUCUCCAUGGUCAACAACAGCACGACCCACCGUGGGGGUCACGUKGUGGUGCAGAAAGCCCAGUUCAGCUGGGAUCCAGAGACUGUCGGCCUCAUACACGGCUCCUUUUUCUGGGGCUACAUUGUCACUCAGAUUCCUGGAGGAUUUAUCUGCCAAAAAUUCGCCGCCAACAGGGUUUUCGGUUUUGCCAUUGUGGCUACCUCCACUCUAAACAUGCUGAUCCCUUCAGCUGCCCGCGUCCACUAUGGCUGUGUCAUCUUCGUGAGGAUCCUGCAGGGGUUGGUAGAGGGGGUCACCUACCCUGCCUGCCACGGGAUCUGGAGCAAAUGGGCCCCUCCCUUAGAACGGAGUCGCCUGGCGACGACAGCCUUUUGCGGUUCCUAUGCUGGGGCGGUGGUCGCGAUGCCCCUCGCCGGGGUCUUGGUGCAGUAUUCGGGAUGGAGCUCUGUUUUCUACGUCUACGGCAGCUUCGGGAUCUUCUGGUAUCUGUUCUGGUUGCUUGUCUCCUAUGAGUCCCCUGCACUGCACCCCAGCAUCUCCGAGGAGGAGCGCAAGUACAUCGAGGACGCCAUCGGCGAGAGCGCCAAACUCAUGAACCCUCUCACGAAAUUUAACACACCCUGGAGGCGCUUCUUCACGUCUAUGCCAGUCUAUGCCAUCAUCGUGGCUAACUUCUGCCGCAGUUGGACAUUCUACCUGCUCCUCAUCUCCCAGCCCGCGUACUUUGAAGAAGUGUUUGGCUUUGAGAUCAGCAAGGUGGGCCUGGUGUCAGCGCUGCCCCAUCUGGUCAUGACUAUCAUCGUGCCCAUCGGGGGUCAGAUUGCGGACUUCCUGCGGAGCCGCCGUAUCAUGUCCACCACCAACGUGCGCAAGUUGAUGAACUGCGGGGGCUUUGGCAUGGAAGCCACGCUGCUGUUGGUGGUCGGCUACUCGCACUCCAAAGGCGUGGCCAUCUCCUUCCUGGUCCUUGCGGUGGGCUUCAGUGGCUUCGCCAUCUCUGGGUUCAACGUGAACCACCUGGACAUCGCUCCGCGCUAUGCCAGCAUCCUCAUGGGCAUUUCCAACGGCGUGGGCACGUUGUCAGGCAUGGUGUGCCCUAUCAUCGUGGGUGCCAUGACUAAGCACAAGACUCGGGAGGAGUGGCAGUACGUGUUCCUAAUAGCCUCCCUGGUGCACUAUGGGGGUGUCAUCUUCUAUGGGGUCUUUGCCUCUGGAGAGAAGCAGCCAUGGGCAGAGCCCGAAGAGAUGAGUGAAGAGAAGUGUGGGUUCGUUGGCCAUGACCAGCUGGCUGGCAGUGAUGAAAGUGAAAUGGAGGAUGAAGCGGAGCCCCCUGGAGCACCCCCGGCUCCCCCUCCUUCCUAUGGGGCAACCCACAGCACGGUUCAGCCUCCCAGGCCCCCACCCCCUGUCCGGGACUACUGACCAUGUGCCUCCCACUGAAUGGCAGUUUCCAGGACCUCCACUUCAUACAUCUCUGGCCUGAGUGGCAGUGUCAAGGAACCCCACUCCUCUGUCCUGCCAGGCCUAAGAAGCACUUUCCCUUAUCCCCAGUGCUGUCAAAACCUCUUCCCUUCCCAACUGCCUCUCAGGGGGAGUGAAGCUGCAGACUGGCAGUUUCAAGAAUACCCAAUUCCCCUUGAAGUUUCCCUUCUCUACUUGUUCUGCCUCAGUGGUUUCAAAUCUCUCCUUUCAGGGCUUUAUUUGAACCGACAGUUCAAUCUUUUACUCUUGUGGUUUUGAGGCACCCCCUCCUUUCCUUUAACCCCAGAGACUCUCAGGUUAAUCCCUGAGAUUCCUCAGUCCCCCUCCCCAGAAAAGUUCAAGGUCCUCCUCUAGAAUUUCCAAAUCUCUCCUUACUCUUCUGCAUUUUCCUAGGCUGGUUUACCAAUUCCCCAUCCCCGCCAUUCCAGGGAUUCAUUCUCACCAGCGUUUCUGAGGGAAAAACGGCGGUUUCAACCCCUCCCCCCUCCCCCCUACCACCAGCAGAUUCUGCUGAUGCACCAAAUUCACCAACCUUCUCCCUAGCUUUGCACAGCGUCCAGGGAAACAACCAAAAAGGCAGUUUUAACAACAUGCCUUCCUCCCCUCCCCCGUGCACUUUUUCUGAUACAGUUUUCAGGUCUAAAUAGUGGCUGCUCUAGUCUAUUAAUUCAAUGGUUUGAAGCCACCACCAUUGAACUUCCCCAUGGUGGUUUCAAGAUGCCCCCACUUCCCCCAAUUCCUUGCACUUUAUUCUCCUGGGUGGUAUCAGACUACCCGAAGUUUCUCAGUGGCCAUUUGUUGUGUCCCUCAGGGGCUAAAUGACUUAAAGUCUGGGAUCCUUCCCCUCUCAGAUACCCCUCUUUCAGUUUAGAAUUUGGGGAACAUAUGUAGGAGAAGUCACAGAAUCCCAGGAAAGGGAGUGGGACUGGGGAAAGGAGUGUUUUUCCUGGGGCAGGGUCGUGUCUUGGUGUCUGUCUCUGUGAUUGUAAAUCCUGCCCUGCCCCACUCCAAUAAAAUGCUUUGGUGUACAGACUCA
Urocitellus parryii (Arctic ground squirrel) is the source of this 2931-nucleotide messenger RNA. RefSeq names its product solute carrier family 17 member 7 (gene Slc17a7). Gene Ontology annotation, molecular function: L-glutamate transmembrane transporter activity; neurotransmitter transmembrane transporter activity. Lineage: Eukaryota; Metazoa; Chordata; Mammalia; Rodentia; Sciuridae. Gene Ontology annotation, cellular component: synaptic vesicle membrane; excitatory synapse. The record is from RefSeq and is a predicted model, not a curated record. Gene Ontology annotation, biological process: neurotransmitter loading into synaptic vesicle; transmembrane transport; synaptic transmission, glutamatergic.